Leguminivora glycinivorella is the source of this 783-nucleotide messenger RNA. RefSeq names its product fork head domain-containing protein FD4-like. Gene Ontology annotation, biological process: regulation of transcription by RNA polymerase II; anatomical structure morphogenesis; cell differentiation. The record is from RefSeq and is a predicted model, not a curated record. Lineage: Eukaryota; Metazoa; Arthropoda; Insecta; Lepidoptera; Tortricidae. Gene Ontology annotation, molecular function: RNA polymerase II cis-regulatory region sequence-specific DNA binding; DNA-binding transcription factor activity, RNA polymerase II-specific.
AUGCCUCGACCCACACGUGAGUCCUACGGAGACCAAAAACCACCGUUCUCAUACAUAGCCCUGACCGCCAUGGCCAUCUGGAUCCCGGAGCGCAUGCUGCCUCUCUCAGAGAUCUACCGGUUCAUCACGGACCGCUUCCCGUACUACCGGCGCAACACGCAGCGCUGGCAGAACUCGCUGCGGCACAACCUGUCCUUCAACGACUGCUUCGUGAAGGUGCCGCGCCGCCCGGACCGGCCCGGCAAGGGCGCCUACUGGACGCUACAUCCGCAGGCCUUCGACAUGUUCGAGAAUGGGUCGCUGUUGAGGAGGCGCAAGCGGUUUAAGUUACAUAAGGGGGAGAAGGACAGUUUAAAUGCGGAGCUGGCGGCGCUGGCCAGUUUUAAUAGAGCGUUUCUGGCGCGUCAGGCUGGCGGGCCGCCGCCGCCGCCGAGUAUGCCAAGUGGAGGGUUGUAUGGUCCUUCUGUGAACCUCUGUUCGAGGUUGAGUCCCGAGCCGCUGGAAGCGCCGGACACGGCGGCGCUGCUGCCGGCGGGCCCGCGGCCGCGGCGCGCGUUCACGAUCGACGCGCUGCUGGAGCCGGAGCCUCGGCGCUCGCCAUCCCCGCCGCCGCCGCCGCCGCUGCAGCCGCACUGCCCGCUGCCGCUGCCGCCCGCGCCCUACCUGCUGGCGGCGCAUCGCUACCACGCGGAGCUGCUGGCUGGCCUGCAGCAGUCAUGUCUGCCCCCCUUAUGGACGUGGCGAGAUACCAACCAAUUUUCACAUUAUACGCUAAAUUCAUGA